ACCCACGUAAAGGAGGAGACUCGCGCAUAGUGCAAGUUUACCAAGCAAUCAUAGUGCAAUUGCGGGCAAAGUGACACAUAGCAGACUGAAUGGUAAAAGGUGGUGAAUUCAGGUUUCACGAUUGCCUUCUACAGCGGAAUGUUCACUCGAAGGGGCUAUGGCGACGUCAAGAAAUCUACACAGAAAGUUCUGGACCCAAAGAAGGAUGUUUUAACGCGGCUAAAGCAUCUUCGUUCACUACUAGAUAUCACUGAGAAGAGUGAACUGAAGACAUUCUUUGAAAGCAACUGCUCACAGAUUUAUUUUAUCUUCUAUGAAAAUUUCAUUACACUGGAAAGUAACUUAAAACAAAAAGGGAACAAAUCACAACGGGAGGAGCUGGACUCUAUCCUGUUUAUUUUUGAAAAAAUUCUUCAACUUCUACCCGAAGAAAUCCGCAGUCGAUGGCAGUUUCACAGUAUAGGUUCUAUUCUCAAGAAACUUUUGCACACUGGAAACUCUUUUAAGAUUCGCUGUGAGGGGAUCCGUCUCUUCCUGCUGUGGCUGCAGGCGCUGCAGACUAACUGUGCCGAAGAGCAGCUCCUCAUCUUCGCCUGUCUGGUGCCGGGCUUCCCCGCUGUCUCCUCUUCACGAGGCCCCUGUACACUGGACACCAUCAUCUACAACCCCUUCUCCAACCCUUCUGAUGCCAAGGUCGUGCCUGAAGAGAUCACACCACUGGUGCCCGCCACUCCUGGGGAGAAAGUAGCUGAUGAUCAUACAUGCUAUGUCCUCCAAAUAGUCCUCAAGUUUAUGGUUGUCCAGGCGUCUAGUUUGGAGUGGAAGAACCGAGAUAACCAGGAUUCGGGUUUCCGGUUUCUCUUCUCCCUCUUCAAGAAGUACUACCUGCCUCACCUCUUCCCCUCUUUCACCAAGCUCACCAACCUCUACAAGCCUUUACUAGACCUGCCACACCACCGACCAAAGCCGCUGUACGUUCCGGUGACGCGGAACAAUGAGAGCACGUUCUGCACGCGCGACCAGUACCUGGCCCCUCGUGUGGCCUUCAUCACCUGGCUGGUCAACUUCUUCCUGGAGAAGAAGUACGUCAGCUCGGCCCCUCCCACCACCAAGAACGGGGGCGAGGUCCUCCCCAAGCUCAUUCAGACCGUUUCUGCGGGCAGUGUCGGUCAGGAGCGCGGCUCCAUCUCGGAGACACUGGAGUCCAACGGGCCGAUCAGCGUGGGCAGCGAGCCCGAGAAGAGCCACUCCAACAGCAGCACGCUGACGGAGCGACGGGCCAGCAGCUCCAGCCUGUGCAGCGUGGACGAGGAGCACCGCGGCGUCUACGACAUGGUGCACUGCAUCCUGCUGUCCACGCGCGACAACGUCAACUUCGUCAACGAGGUCUUCCACCAGGCCUUCCUGCUACCGUCAUGUGAGGUCUCUGCCAUCCGCAAGGUAAUCAAGGUGUACAGGAAAUGGAUCCUGCAGGAGAAGCCGGCCUUCAUGACGGAGCCAGACAAGACUGUCCAGGAGGACGAGACGGACAUGAGCCCCAUCAUGACGGAGACGGAAAUCACCCACACACAGAUUUUGGAAAGCCAUGGACACAAGCGCUCGUCCAGCUGGGGCCGCUCCUACUCCUUCAGCAGCGCCAUCAACCGCGGCUCCCUGACCGAGGAGCUCAACCACAACAUCAAGGCUGGCAUCCAGCCCACGUUACAGGUGUUUCUGACUAACUCGGCGAAUGUGUUUCUGCUGGAGCCGUGCCACGACGUGCCCAAACUGCUGGACAACCAGGUGGAGGUGUGCCGAGCCGUGCUCAGCAUCUACCGCCACAUGAUCAUGGAGCUGAGCAUGAACAAGGAGACGUGGGAGCAGAUGUUGCAGGUGCUGCUGCGGAUCACUGAAGCUGUGAUGAAGAGGCCUCAGGAGGGGGAGAAGAAGGACGUCUUCGCUCAGAACCUCGCUGGCGUUCUCUUCAGGACCAUCAUCGUGGCCUGGGUGCGGGCUAACCUGAGCGUGUUCAUCUCGCGGGAGCUCUGGGACGAGCUGUUGCGUGUGCUGUCCUCGCUCAGCCACUGGGAGGAGCUGGUGAGCGAGUGGGCCAGCAUCAUGGACUCCUUGACCGUGGUGCUGGCCCGCUGCGUCUACGGCCUAGAUCUCAACAACCUCCCCCUGGACAAGCUCUCUGAGCAAAAGGAGAAGAAACAGCGGGGCAGAGGGGUGAUGCAGGAUGCCCAGAAGGCUGCGGUGGCGGCGGUGGCCCGCUCCUUCUCCCUGAGCUGGAGGAACCAGGGGGAUCAGCCCGCCGCCCAGGAGCCCAUGAGGUUCCGCAGCGCCACCACCACCGGAGCACCUGGCGUGGAGAAGGCCCGCAACAACGUCCGUCAGAAGGCCUCGGCCAAGCGAAGCCAGUCUAUCAGCAACUGUGUCCACCUUUACGAGGCUUUGCCCACUACUAAAAGUGUUCCUAUGCUCCUCCACACUGUCAGCUCUUUCUUGCCUGGUAUCACUUCCAACUCUCUCUCUCACAGGCUCUCAGACCUUGAGGAGUGCCAGGUGGCGGAGAGUGGGGGGGAGGGCGAGGGGGAGCCGGAGAGCCCUCUCCUGCGUAGCAGCAGUACGUCGGACAUCACGCAGCAGCUCACCGACUCCUUCCCAGGUCAGCGGAGAGAGGACUCCCCUAACAUGGGUAGCGCUGACGGCAGGACCUCCGUGUCGGAGAGUGGCUCCACGGGCAGGAGGGACAGCGGCCCUCCCGCCAUUCUGAUUCGUCGGAGCAGCAGUCCAUCUGAUCAAGAGCACUCAGAAACGCAGCCUUCCUAUAUGAGGACUAAACUCCGGGAAAAAAGCGAGAGCAUGAGCAGCGAGACGUCCAACGGCUAUCUCAACGAUGCCGACGCCAGCCUGCUGGCCUGGCAGGCCUUCGAGGAGGAGCCGCCGGACUCUCCUCCGCCCAACGACCUGAACUCAGACACAGACCACCAGCGCAGCCUCCUUCUCAGCCACACGGAGGCGCUAGCAGGUUCCGAGUGCCCCCCUCCCCCCCAUUCCCCACGUCCCCCCGCCUCACCGGCUUUGCUGGUGCCCACCGGUUACCGUGAUGGCACUCAGCUGCUGGAAGACGCCAUGCAAACCGUCCUGCACAUGCCAGAGGACCUGGACAGCAGUGAGUUCUUGGCGGACGACGUCAGCAUCAUCGCGGGUGGCAGUCUGACGGGCUGGCAUGCGGACUCUGCCUUCGUCCUCUGGAGGAGGAUCCUGGGAAUCCUCGGGGAUGUCAAUGCCAUCCAGUGUCCCCGCAUCCACGCUAAGGUGUUCAGCUACCUCUACGAUCUUUGGCACAAGUUGGCAAAGAUUAGAGACAACCUGGGCAUCAGCGUGGACAAUCAGUCUUCUCUCCCUCAGCCUGUCUUCAUCCCCCCUCUCCGCAUGCUCGCCUCCUGGCUCUUUAAGGCCACCAUGUUGCCAUCGGAGUUCAAGGAGGGGAAACUGCAGGCCUACAGACUCAUCUGUGAGUUGAUGACCAAACACCAGGACGUGAUGCCCAACAGAGAGUUCCUGGUGCACCUCUACGAUGUCAUGCACAAGGGCUUCAACAGCAAUGACCAGGAUGUGCUGAACACUGUGAUCAGGUGGUGCUCUCCACGCUUCUUCUUUCUGGGUCUGCCAGGCUUCACCAUGCUGGUGGGCGACUUCAUCACGGCCGCCGCCCGUGUCCUCAGCACCGACUCGUUUGAGGCUCCUCGGAUUGAAGCGCAGACAGUCCUGGGCUCGCUGGUGUGCUUCCCCAACCUCUACCGACAGAUACCCUCGCUCAUGUCCACACCGGGGUCAGAUGAUCUAGAGGUCGGCAAGGAGGACAUUAAGGAGUUUUUGGUGAAUGUGUUGCUGACAACUGCACGCAGUGAGCUGAGCGAAGGAGCCAGGUGUAUUGCAAUUUGUAGCCUGGGGAUUUGGGUGUGUGAAGAGCUCGUACAACAGAACAUCCCCCAUCAGGUCAAAGAUGCCAUCAACGUCCUCGGAGUCACACUAAAGUUUGCGAAUAAAGCGGUGGCCCAGGUGGCCUGCGACGUGUUCCAGCUGUUCAUCAGCCACUGGCAACAUCUCCAGAGACUGGAGGAGUCACUCCCAAAGAGAAUCAUCGAGAUCUUUGUGGCCACCAUAGCUUUCCUCCUACCCAGUGCAGAGCAUUCAACAGUGGAGGCAGACAAAAAGUUGAUGGUGGCUUUGCUGUUGUGCCUGCUGGACUGGUGUAUGGCUGUCCCUCUUGUCACUCUGUUGGAGCCCAUCACCAUGCCUGUCCUGGAUGACCCCGCAUCCCAGAAGACCCCUCUGCUGGAUUACAUCUACAGGGUGCUACAUUGCUGUGUCUCGGGGUCCAAUCUUCACACCCAGCAAAGCCACUACCUCCUCAGCCUGGCUGAUCUGUCCACGGAUUACGACCCCUUCCUCUCCCUGGGUCAGGUGAGGAGCAUGGACACCCCGCCAGCGCACUCCGCUGCUGGAGACUUCGGCAACUUGCUCACCGUGGCUGAAGAGAAGAAGAGGCGAAACAUGGAACUGAUCCCACUGACUGCCCGAAUGAUCAUGACGCACCUUGUGAACCACUUGGGCCACCAUCCGCUCAGUGGUGGCCCUGCACUAUUACACAGCCUCAUCAAUGAAAACCAUGACAACCCCUACGUGGAAUCCUCUGAACUGUCAUCUGAGGUUUUCAAGAGCCCAAACCUGCAGCUCUUUGUUUUCAAUGACAGCACGUUAGUGUCAUACCUACAGAUACCCUCUGAAAGCUCAUCCACAGUGCCUGGCAUCAACAGUCACCCAAGGGACCACUCUGCACCCUCCUCUGAAGUCCGUGUCAUUGUGCGUGACAUAUCAGGAAAGUACUCUUGGGAUGGUGGGGUCCUCUACCGAACUUUUGAGGGACACGUCCCACACAGUGGCGGAGCUAAUCCUGCUGACCACGCCAACAUCUCUCCGCUUCCUACAAAACAGACCUCGGAGGGGGAACCUUCCCCUUGGGCGUCUGAGAUUGGGGAUGAGGAGGAUGAAGAUGAAGGCGUGGACGUGUUGGACCAGCUCCUGGAGGAGCUUGGCCAUAGCAGCCCCGAGUGCCUACCCCAGCCUCGGCUAAAGCUCACCCAGCCCGCGCCCUCGCCCCUGGGCAUGAACCUGGAACAAGAGGCUUUGAUCAUGGAGGCUAUUCAGCGGCAGGCGUUACAGGAGGAAGAGGAGCUGGCCAGAAGAAAAUGUGGAGACCCCAGCAUCAGGGCUGCCCGUCAGAAAGAGCCUACAUACCAGGAGCCCAAAGCUCCCUUUUAUUUCUGCAGACUGCUACUGAAUGACCUUGGCAUGAACUCCUGGGACCGCAGGAAAAGCUUUCAUCUCCUGAAGAAGAACUCCAAGCUCUUAAGGGAACUUAAGAAUUUGGAUUCAAGGCAGUGUCGAGAGACACACAAGAUUGCCGUCUUCUACAUCGGUGAAGGACAAGAGGACAAGUGCUCGAUACUGUCCAAUAAUGAGGGCAGCCAGGCGUACGAGGACUUUGUGUCUGGACUGGGAUGGGAGGUGGACCUGGCGACACACUGUGGUUUCAUGGGGGGCCUCCAGCGGAAUGGCAGCACGGGUCAGACGGCACCCUACUACGCUACCUCCAACGUGGAGGUCAUCUUCCACGUCUCCACCCGCAUGCCGUCUGACAACGAGGACUCGCUCACCAAAAAGCUUCGUCACCUGGGAAACGACGAGGUCCACAUUGUAUGGUCUGAGCAUACUAGGGACUACCGGCGUGGAAUCAUCCCCACCGACUUUGGAGACGUGCUCAUCGUCAUCUACCCAAUGAAGAACCACAUGUUCUUCAUCCAGAUUAUCAAGAAACCACAGAUUCCGUUUUUCGGGCCUCUGUUUGAUGGUGCCAUCGUCACGGGAACGCUGCUGCCCAGCCUGGUUCGUGCCACAUGCAUCAACGGCAGCCGAGCAGUGAAGUCCAGACUCAUGCUCUACCAGAGCUUCUAUGAGGAGCGGGCACUGUAUCUUGAGGCUAUCAUCCAGAACCAUCGUGAAGUCAUGACCUUUGAGGACUUUGCCUCCCAGGUGUUCUCCCCAUCGCCUAUGUACUAUACAAUGAGUACCACAGGAUCCCUGAGUGGCAGCACCAGUGCCGAGCUGCCCGUCUCCACGGCGACCACCACGGCCACCGACUCCACCGACCAGGUCUCCCCGACGAUACCCCGCGCCACGAAGCACCGAGUGUCCGGCAAGCUCCGUCGCUCCGCCAGCGCCAUCAGCAAGUCCUCCAACUGAGCCCAGUCUGUCCCGAACUCACCCACACCCCCAUGACCACCCCCCGUCAGUGUCCUGCCAAUGACCUCAACCAUCAUCAAGGCUGCAAUGUUCAGUUUUAGUGUGAAAAUAUUGAUAAUGUGUUCUACUUUGUUUUGUUCUAUUUUAUUUUUUUGUUUAUUUGUUUUGUUCUUGUUUUGUUUUUUCUUGUUGUUCUACACUGGUCGCAAGUAACUGGAAAUGAUGAAUGGUUUAAGCUGUUGUGGACUUCUGGUACCCGUGGGUAGACGAGGUUUUACUGCUAUCACACUAAUGUGAGUGGAUUGAGAGGAGCAUGUUAAAGAGACAUCUUUUUUUUUUUAUUCAGAUAACAUAAACGAUGAUGAUAAAUUGAAAUACUGCAAACUAAUCAUGAAAGAGAAAGAAUAUACGGGGAGAACUAUGGGAAAAUCUGAUUGGUACCAGUGUGUGUGUGUGUGUGUGUGUGUGUGUGUGUUCUGAAUAUGAAUGUGUCUCUGAGCAAGAUAAUACUUGGCCGACAUACCAGGAAUUGAAUUGAUCUAUGUAGGUCACCAAAACUGUCCCUGUUAAUAUUGGGGUGAACUUAAAUUAUUUUGCAAUGGGCCAAUGCAGAUGUUGCCAGCUUUAUGAAAUGGUCAUCAUGUAGCAUGACUUGUGUAAUUAUCCAGGUCUUCUGGAAAGUCAAUGAAGUUGUCCAGCUCAAUGCUAAAGUCUACCACAGAGGGGAAAUCACUAAUUAACUGAAAUUAAUCUUGUUUCAGUUUAUGCUGUCAUUUACUAUUUUAGUUAAGUUACAUUAAUUGUUAUCACUUUUUAUCACAAUUUUCGCUGCCAAUUUCAUGCUUUUUUUUGCUGCAAGGAAAAAUAUUAUGAGAACUUUUUGUGUGGAGUUACGAAGGAAAUCUUUGUUCAAAAUGUACAUUUAAAUUAUGUAUACUUAUCUAUUCCAUUGUCUCAUGUGAUAUCUGCUCGACAUUCCAAUGUUUUCAGAGGUGUGGACAAUAAUGUAGGAUAUACAAGAUGUCUGUCCUUACCUGUGUAUUCUCUCCUCUCAAAUGUACAUUGCUUUAAAUUUUAUCUGAUGAUUUUUAUUAUUUGUUUCUUGUUGUACAUACAUAGAGUAAUAUUUGCAGACAUUAUUGCCAUUUAAUAGAUGUACAUGAGCUGACUAGAAGUAAUUGCCACUGGAGCCUCAGGUGAUACUUAACUCCGUGCGUGCACUGGUGUGUGUGUGUGUGUGUGUGUGUGUGUGUGUGUGUGUGUGUGUGUGUGCGUGCGUGCGUGCGUGCGCGUGCGUGCGUGCGCGUGCGUGCGUUGUUUGUCUGUAUGUUUGUCUGUGUGUGUGAGAGAGAGAGAGACGGACCUUGCCAGAGUAAAUGUGUAAUACCUGUCCACCCCAAUGCCUCCUGCACUGUCGUUCAUUCAGCUCUUCAGCAGAGGCCAUUUUAUUUUACCCCUUUAUUAAAUCCAUACACUUGACCAGCGCACGCAGAGAGCUGGCUCUGAAGGUCAUUCUCAUACCUCUCAUCUUUGUAAAUUAGAGAGAGAGAAAGAGAUGUGAAACAGAAAGCUAAAAUGAGCUUCUUUUUUCCCAACAAAGGCCCCCUCUGCUCUGCAGCUACUUGUGAUCUCUACAAACAUUUCCUGCGAGCAGAUGGAGUGGCUUUUGGAAUGCCCCUUGCGUUUUUCCAGGAGUCUCUCCAUUCGGAUUUGAUGCUGAAUUGGAAUGAAAGCACACCUGCUCCACGUCGCUGCACACGCCCCUCUCCCGAUGCCCUUACCAUGCCAACAGGGGGGUCGGAGGACAUGCCAGCGCUGAGCUCUCUGUGUCCUCCUAGCAACCGGCACGCUGGCGCUGCCAGUGGAUCCCCCCCCCCCACCACCACCCCACCCCUACACACAUGCACACGCGCACACACACACACACACCUACUCCCCCCAGUGACCCAAGCCAGCAGGGAGGUUGUCAUGGUGGCCAGGUGUUACACACUGUAAGCUCCACCCGAGCUGCAACACCACACAUGUUGCACUAAUAUAUAUGCCUUACCUAAUCAUCUGUUCUUUCUGUUGGUGGUGAUGUGUGUGUGUUUUUUUUGUUUUUUUUAUCUUUGCCUCUUCUGUCAUGUUUCGUGUUUUGCUGUGUCCAUUUUCCAUGUGUCCAAGCACUGAUAAAUCACAUAGGAGGCAUGCUCUAUAUGUCCGAUUUAAAGGAAGAUUUCUUUUGUUGUUGAUGUUUUUGAUGUUGUUGUUCGUUUGAGGAAUGUAUGCAAAUAAUGAACCCAGAUCAGUCCGACAUUUCACCCACCUUGCAGCAGCCACUCAGAAGGCCACACUCUUCUUAUUGCCGGCCGAUGUUCCUACUGAGUCUUGAUGUGAACUUUCAAGAAGUCUGACAGGUUUGGAUCAUGGUGGAGGUGGUGGUUGUUAAAGGUGACUCGGUCCAGACCUGGGAAGUGUCUUAACUCCAACUGGCUUUACUUAUGUGAAGUGACAGAGCUAGUGUUCAUUGUUGAUAUUUGGACUAGGAACCCUGUACAGCGUGUCUUUUGGGAGGGUUGUCAUCCUAAAGGAUAUAAAUAUAUUAAUGCUUGUAAUAUAAUCUUUGUAAAAGAGGGAGUGGGGGGGGGAGUUGAAGAUUUCAUCAUCACUUGUUAACAUAUCAAACUUUUUAAUGAGGAAAAAAAAUCUUGUUCUCUUUAUUAGAAAUGUGAAAAUUUCAAACAUUUCAUUAAAUCAAUUUGAAAUUCA
Messenger RNA from Alosa sapidissima (American shad), 9039 nucleotides. RefSeq names its product Ral GTPase activating protein catalytic subunit alpha 2 (gene ralgapa2). The transcript is spliced from 41 exons. The coding region runs from base 139 to 6291 and encodes 2050 amino acids. Gene Ontology annotation, cellular component: cytoplasm; nucleus. The record is from RefSeq and is a predicted model, not a curated record. Gene Ontology annotation, biological process: positive regulation of GTPase activity; regulation of small GTPase mediated signal transduction. Gene Ontology annotation, molecular function: GTPase activator activity. NCBI's taxonomy places the organism in Eukaryota, Metazoa, Chordata, Actinopteri, Clupeiformes, Clupeidae.